Heteronotia binoei (common prickly gecko) is the source of this 3939-nucleotide messenger RNA. Its product is annotated as cytoskeleton-associated protein 5-like. The record is from RefSeq and is a predicted model, not a curated record. Gene Ontology annotation, cellular component: microtubule plus-end; centrosome; spindle pole. Gene Ontology annotation, molecular function: microtubule plus end polymerase activity; microtubule plus-end binding. Gene Ontology annotation, biological process: centrosome duplication; microtubule polymerization; mitotic spindle organization. The coding region runs from base 103 to 3915 and encodes 1270 amino acids. NCBI's taxonomy places the organism in Eukaryota, Metazoa, Chordata, Lepidosauria, Squamata, Gekkonidae. The transcript has a single exon.
CACCCUGUCCAACUGCUCUGAACCAAGGACACUGCUCAAGGAAGGGUGAAGCCAUCAUGCCCUACAGGCCAGCUCAGGUUCUAGAACUCAAGGUCGGUGAAGAUGCUAGAUCCUAGGAACGUGCCUGAGAAGGAACUUUCAGAAGAGUCAUGUGAGCUGGAAGCAGCAGCUGUCCUUCCCGCCUCCUGUCUUCAACAUCUGGACAGCAGUGACUGGAAAGAACGCAUCUCUUCCCUGGAGGCCUUUGAGAGGGCCGUGGAGAAGAUGGAGAAGAGCCAGGUGCCCUGCCAGGCUUUGGUGAGGCUGUUGGACAAGGAACCGGGAUGGAGGGAAACCAAACUCCAGGUGAUGCAGAAAAAACUCAGGGUCGUCACCCUCAUUGCCCAGAAGGGGAAUUUCUCCAGAACCGCUGCUCAAUUUGUCCUAGGAAACCUUGUGGAUAAGAUUGGGGAUGUGAUCUGUGGGAAGGACACCAAGGAAGCCCUGACGGCUGUAGCAGAGACAUGUGGCCUCCCUUGGACAGCAGGAAAGGUCACCGAAGCGGCCUUUUCACAAGAGAGUCCCAGAACCCAUUCGGAAACCCUCAACUGGCUGGCCGAUGCCAUUCAAGACUUCGGUUUCGAUGGCAUGGAAGCAAAGACCUUCAUCCGUUACACAAAAUCAUCCCUGGCCGCGGCGCAUCCGGAUGUGCGAGCUGCUGCCUUCAACCUCCUGGGGGUGAUGUACUUAUGCGUUGGAGCUCCUCUGAGGGCCUUCUUUGAGGAUGAGAAGCCGCAUCUGCUCUCCCAGAUCGACGCCGAGUUCGAGAGGGCGAAAGGCAAGAGCCUCCCCGCCCCCAGCCGAGGCAAGUACAAGCUCUGCGGGGAAACCGGGACUGAGCAGAGAGGGGGAGAUGCGCGGCUUCGUAUGACAAACGCGGUGGACCUCAGCGAGAGGAUCUCCACAGAGCUGAUGCUGAAGAUGCAGGACUCGAGCUGGAAGGUCCGCCGGGAAGGCCUGGAGGAGCUCUCCAGCCUCCUCAGCGAGGUCAAAUCGAUCCAGCCCAGCAUCGGGAAUCUCCCGGUUGCCUUGAAGUCCUGCUUGCAGGACUCGAAUAAAGGGAUCGUGAAGCAGACUCUUGUGGUUCUUCAGCAGCUCGCCAGGGUGAUGGGACCGGGCAUCAAGUGCCACAUCAAGACUUUAGGUGUGCCGCUCGUUGCUGUUUUCAGAGACAGCAAGAGCAGCGUGAGAGCCAUGGCCCUCAAAACCGUGGACACCUGGGCUGAGCAGGCGGGCACGAAGGAAUGGCUGGAUCAAGAAGAUCUCUCCGCGGAGCCGAAGAAGGAGAAUUGUCCCCAGAGGCAACGGAUCCUGGGGUGGCUGGCUGAGAAACUGCCCUGCCCCAGUUCAGCCUCCGCUGACUUGGUCCGCUGCCUGCCUUAUCUCUAUUCGUCCCUGGAGGAUCAUCACGAGGCAACUCGUAUGGUAGCCCGUGAGGCCCUGCCAUUCUUCCUGCUUCAUCUCGGUUUUGAGAAGAUGUCUGAAGCCGCUGGGAAACUGAAACCGGCUUCCAGAGACCAAGUCUUGCUGGUCCUGGAGGACACCAAAGUUGGGUGGCCAGCCAAGCCUACAACACCUCUUGGCAACCCUCUUUCCAAGUUACCAAGGAGCACACCUUGGCCCAAGUCGACUCCUCCUCAACAGUGCAAUAUGGCCUCUUUCCCUGCUGAAAAUGUGGGCUCCGCUGAGUUGGACUUGGAGGCCAAGAAAGCAAAACUGGAAGGAAUCGCCUCUAAAGCAAAGAGGAUGCCAGGUGUGAAGGCGAAACACGGCACAAAGGAAGACAGCAGCAUGGUUGGGCCCAUUUUCAUGGUUGUCCCCAAAGCCAAAGAGCAACGGAUGAAGGACGAGAAGGCCCUGAAGGUGUUGAGGUGGAACUUCAGCACCCCAAGUAGCAAGUACGUGGAGCAGCUCAAGGCCCAGAUGUGCGGCUGCCUCUCGAACGGGAUCCAAGAAGAGCUCUUCCACUCCAACUUCCAGCACCACAUCAGAGCUCUGACCAUCAUGACGAAGCACUUGGAGAUGGAAAAGGAGGGAGUCAUCAGCUGCCUGGACCUCAUCCUGAAAUGGCUGACUCUGAGGCUCUUCGAUACCAACACAUGGGUGCUGAUGAAGAGCUUGGAGUAUCUCAAAAGGCUCUUUGCGCUGCUCAUCCAGGAGAACUACCAGCUGACGGAGAGCGAGGCCUCCUCUUUCCUGCCCUACCUCCUGCUGAAAAUGGGGGCGACCAAGGAGUCCAUCCUCAAAGAGGUGCGAGGAAUAGUGAAGCAGACAAUCCUCAUCUACCCCGUCUCCAAGACUUUCUGCUUCCUCCUGGAGGGAGCCAGGGGAAAGAACCCCAACCAACGGGUGGGAUGCUUGGAAGAGCUGGGAUGGUUGUUGAAGGAGUGCGGCACAGAGGUGUGCCAACCCCUCCCAAGCAAAGCACUGAAGACCAUCAUCAGCUUGACCGGGGAUUCCAACAAUGCCGUCCACAGCGCCGCCUUGAAGGUCAUUGCAACGGCCAGAGACGUGUACGGGUCAGAAGCCUUCAAGACUGUGGCGGGGAUAUCCGAGAAGCACAUGAACUUUUUGGAGGAGAGCAUUCGAGAGGAAGCAGCGCGGCGAGUCAAAGAGGAGAAAGCAUGCAUCCAGGUCUCCAACCUGAGGUCAGGAGCGGUCGAGGGCUCCAAACGAAGCCACGGGAACAGCAGCCACACCGGGGAAGAAUGCCCAGCUGUUCUCCAUCAAGACAGGACUGAGACAGAGAACGCCGUUUGCCAGAGUCCCAAACGGAAUGACCAUGUUCCCAGCGCUGCGAGCCUUGAAUCUCAGACUGGGAGAAACAUCAAUAUGAUUAUCUGCCGUGUAGCCAGCAGCGACAUCAACACCAGCAUUGAGGCUGUAGCAGAGAUCCAAGAGAUCCUAAGGCAGGAGGACACCGAGAAGACCAUGUCUGGCCACAUCAACCAGUUCUUGAUUGCCACCCUCCGGCAGCUGAAGUUCAUCCAUUGGCUCCACAUGACGGCAGAGGAGAAGACAGAGAUGGGGAAAGUCAUUGAGCUUUACGGCUGCAUCGUCUGCUGUAUGGUCUCCCUCUUCCAGGUGGACAGCCUGGCUCAGGAGACCUCCGCCGGGGUGCUGAAGGACCUGUUGAACAUCCUGAUCACCUUACUGUUGGAUUCUCCAGUUGGAGACCUUCCCGAGGGGCAAGAAGUCACCCAGUCCAUCAAUCUCUUGAUGACAAAGGUGCUGGAGAGAUCGGACCAGACCAGAAUUCUCAGCUCUUUGCUGGGACUUCUUGGUGAGAGUUUGAUGGCCUCCGCUAGUCUUCUGGCCUUCUCUGAAGUGGUAGCCAAGUGUUUAUGGAAAACCUCGAAGCUUCUUCCCCAGACGAUCGGUAGUGUCAAUUUGGACCAGAUCUUGCUGGAUGUCCACAUCUUCAUGAAGGCUUUUCCCGAAGGGAAACUGAAACAGUGCCAAAGUCACUUCCCACACCGGGCGCUGAAGACUCUGAUACACACCCUCUGCAAGCUAAAGGGAGCGGAGAUUUUGGAUCACCUCCUGUUGAUACAGGAUAGAGGCGAGUCUGAAUUGGAGGCCUACCUGGGGAAGCUGGUAAGACCCUCAGAAGAACAGGACCGGGGGGACAGGGAGAAAGAGAAUUCCCUGCCAACGGAAGGCAAAGUCAACACCACACUUGCCGACAUUUUCAAGAAGAUCAACUGCAAAGAGACUGCCAGGGCUGGUCUGGAAGAGCUAUAUGGAUACAAGAAGCAGCACCCCGAGGCCGACUUGGAGCCAUUCUUGAAAAACUGCUCCCUGCUCUUCCGCAGUUACGUCAAGCACGGUUUGGCAGUAAUAGAGUCAGAGAGAGGAGGCAAGCAGAGCAGCUGAUCUCCCGAGAGGCCAGCUUGGAGA